AUGAGGUCCCAAUCUUCGGGCUACCAAGGUUACCCUUACAUCAACCCACCGGUGGUGGAGGCACCUUCGGUAGACCCAGCAUCGGCAGCAGCUAACGCCGCGCGGUGGUCGAGUAUGCCACGGCGACAAGUCACACGCUCAGAUAAGGAAAGGGUGGUGUUUAUAAACAUCCCCCAAGAUUUGGAUCGACCGAGUCGGAUUAAUGAGGCACAAAAUCCUACAACGUCAAAUGCAGCUUCAUCUGCUAAUGAUAUUACCACGGAACAUCAGUUACCGGAUAGAGCUGGUGGAAGCAACUUGCACCAGAUAGAUGACAGCGAAAGAGACAGCCAGGAUCCCGUGAAAGACAAUCCCGACGACGAUCCAGUGGUGUACAUAGAUUUACCGAGCGAUCCGUGCGGGGGCAACGCAGCUCAUGCGAGAGAGGAAAUCGAAGCCCCAGAACCGGGGUUCCUUCAGGACACGAUCUUUUACGACCCGUUCGACGAUAGACGAAUUGAUAUGCCAAAGGAAAACCCCGGUCUGCAUUCCAUUGGCUCCGAGACGGACAGCGCUUCGGGACAGAGCAGUUUCGUACGAAGACCGGCUCCGGAAAGACCCACCACUUUGGAGAUUAACAGGAUUUUAAGGCCCGCACCUACGCCCAACUCUCCUGUCAGCGCCGGCAUAUCAAUCAACUCGACGCCGUCGUCGAGAUUCCCUGACGGCUACCACCUCAACAGGGCAACCCCGGAAACCAGUCUGCCGUCACCGCUGCCGGUGACCGCGUUUCCUGAACCGCCACCAGCUUACACCGAGAUCGACGCGACCCCUUCGCCGCUAAGUACUCCGCCGCACCCUCAAGAUUCAACUCCGCCGAGGACACAAGUCAUAACAGCUACACCCAUUUCCGGGGAUAUAGCAAACUCGUCUAGAAAGUACUUGGAUUGCCACCACUGCGGCAUGAGAGUACACACGCUGGUCGUGAGAGAAAUAGGGCUCUUGAAUCACGUCAUAGCGCUGAUCUGCUUUGUCCUCUGCUUGCUGCCUCUCAUCUGCCUGGUCUACUUAUUGGACUGCUUCAAGAACCAUAACCACUACUGCCCUAACUGCAACAAGGUCAUCGGUUACCAACUGCCCUUCAACUACAAGAAAAUCUUCUACGUUAGCUGA
Molecule: messenger RNA, 1152 nt
Organism: Bombyx mandarina (wild silkworm)
Lineage: Eukaryota; Metazoa; Arthropoda; Insecta; Lepidoptera; Bombycidae
Molecular function (GO): zinc ion binding
Source: RefSeq, a predicted model, not a curated record